Messenger RNA from Notolabrus celidotus (New Zealand spotty), 2573 nucleotides. RefSeq lists its product as uncharacterized. The transcript has 8 exons. Lineage: Eukaryota; Metazoa; Chordata; Actinopteri; Labriformes; Labridae. Gene Ontology annotation, cellular component: membrane. The record is from RefSeq and is a predicted model, not a curated record. Bases 414 to 1610 code for a protein of 398 amino acids.
CCUCUGUCUGCUGCAGGGGGAACGACUCAGUCCCGGACUGACUGUGGACGUGAGUAUGGCGUUACGACGGCAUGUAGCUCUCUGCCUAGAUUCAGAUUGACAUCAUGUUAUUGUGACAGGAUUCAUCGACAGUCUUUCUUCACCUCGACACACGAAACCAUUGUCUGUCGCUGCAUUGAUAUUACUCUGUUAUCGACUUUGACGAAGCCAGAGCCGUAGUGUCUCUUUGUUGCUAACCCUUAGCUCUGAGUUGAGUUAGUGGAUCUGGACCUGAUCUAGACCCUAUGAUCUGGAUCUUUGCAGCUAGCUCAUGUCUCGUGCGGUCACUAGUAUUAAACAGCUGUUCGCAUCGUCCUCACCUCGACAGCCGGCAUCCUUCCCAGCCGGCCGACUGAUGGAAGGCUGAGGGAACCAUGCUGAGAUUUCUCCAGAUCCUUUUAACAGGCCUGUUUGGUUUUCUGUGGGAUGGAGUUAAUGCUUUUGCAGGGGUCAGACUAGUGGAUGGGACGAACAGAUGUUCUGGCAGAGUCGAGGUGCUCCGCCAUGACCAGUGGGGAACUGUUUGUGACCAUGGCUGGGACAUCCGGGAGGCUGACGUGGUGUGCUUGGAGCUGGGCUGUGGAUUAGCUGAAUUUGACCAUCACCGUGAAUCCUUCGGUCCAGGCAGGGGAGAGAUUUGGCUGCAGCAUGCCCAGUGCUCAGGACACGAGUCCAGUCUGACACGCUGCGCAGUUGUCCUUCAAAGUAACUCCCACUGCACCCAUGAGAAUGAUGUGGGGGUGAGAUGCUCAGGUACUCUUUUAAUGCCCACCCUCACCUUGCUGUCUCCUCACACUGUGUUCUCUCCCGGGGAGGCUGUUCGCUUUGGCUGCAGCGUUCUGCUGGGACACCACCUCAGUGACUUCCACCUGUACAAGCAUGGAGUGUCCACGCCACUGGUCACGCAGAGAGCGGACCAGACCCAGACCACAGUGGAGCUCACGCUGUCCGACAUAGAGACUUUCCACCAGGGCAGCUACAGUUGUCGGUACAGGAUCAAGGGAGGCUUCCCCUCUCAGCUACUCAGCUCUCCACCUAGCAACUCCAUUAACAUCACUGUGGUGGAGCUCCUGACUCCCCAGCACUGGUACAACACGUCCACCGAAGCCCCUGCUGGUUCCGUCCUUAAAGGCCACAGCUUCAACAUCACCUGCUCCACCCUGCAGCAGUACCCCGGAGGCUCCUUCCAGCUGCGUCUAAUCCGCUCCAACGGCACAGUGCGCCAGUCUCUGCCUGCCCUCAGCCCAUCCGUCACUUUUACUUUUUCCAACGCACAGAGCUCUAACGAGGGCUACUACUACUGCCUGUACCGGGUACAGCUGGGUGGACGCACCUUUGUCUCCAGAGAGAGCCAGCCCCUGCCUAUAGCCAUCAGAGACCCAGACCCAGUGCUGAGUCCGAUGGUGAUCAGCUGGCUUGUGUCUGGUGUGACGUUUGUUGUGGCCGUCAUAAUCAUAGCCAUUGUGGCCAAGGUGCUGUGUAACAAGGAGAAGAAGCCCUCUGAGCUGGAAAGAGAGACCAGAACCUGUGUGGACAACACUUAUGUUGCCUUAUCAAUAAACAAGCUUUGACCGGGUCUGCAGGCAACAGAUAACUAAAGGCUGAAGGCUACAUGGGUGAUUAAGGCAGCAGUGGAUGUAAUCCUGAACAAAACAGCUCGGCUGGGCCUCCUUCGUCUCUUAGGAAAAGACACCAUCUGGACUCAGUUGGGCUCAGUCGAGAUGAGGCACAGUUUUAACUAGACUCUACUAUAGACCUAACCAAGACUGCACAGCAGAAAUCUAGUCUUACUGCUCUGGACACAACUGUAAUACUAAACUUUGAAGCAUUAUAUUAUGGUGAGGUGGAGGCUAAUGGCUACAGAUGUGGACAUUUAAGUACAACAAUGUUUGCUCUUAUUUCUUUAAAGGCAGUUUUCUCUAGAUCAUUUAUUAUUUUCAUGAUCUCAGCCAGAAAAAAAAAAAAAGUAUCUAAAAUAAUAUCACGAUUUCUCAAGAUACAAGGAUAGUUAUGAGAAACUUGGAGACAGCUGUAUCUCUGUUUAACAUCUUAGGCAACAACAGGAAACAACCUUUUUAGUGAGAAACGGUUUGUUAUCUUGUUUCUCUUGAGAUACCGUAAUUAUUAACUUGUGUUCUAGAGAUAGCUGCACAGAGAAAACUAGCACAGCUGUUGUUGACAGUAAAACCUGAAAGUGGUUCGAACUUGGCUUCAGGUUCACUCUGACCCAGGGUGAGAGAAAAACGACUUCUUAAAGCUUAACUGUGGAAACUGAUGUGUUCCUCAGGUCUCUGUGUGUGUAUGCAGUUUAAAAACAUUCUUUUUUAUUUAUUACCAGGUGACACUAAUGAAAGCUCCACUAGCUUGUUAUGUAUUAUCUUCUACAGAUCAAUGAUCCUUAAAGGAUUAGAUGUUUUUUGUAUUUUAAGUCUUACCCUACUAUGCAUCUUUUGUCAUUAUAAUAUGUACAUUAUUGCACUUCAAAGUGUUGAUCGGAGAUGUAAUUGAUUAAAAUGCUGAUGUUGUUGGGUUCA